Adineta ricciae is the source of this 303-nucleotide messenger RNA. Lineage: Eukaryota; Metazoa; Rotifera; Eurotatoria; Adinetida; Adinetidae. The record is from the annotation of a GenBank genome assembly.
AUGCGUUUUGCUAUUAUUCUUGUUCUUGUUCUCGUCGUUUUUUCGAUCUUCGUCAAUUGUGAAAAAGCAGCGGGCACUGGAAAACUAGCAAAAGAUGCUUCUCGACCAAAUUUAGCUGCACUUACGAGGAAAGUCGGAGGAAGGCGACUAGGAAAACUCGGCCGAGAAUGCCAAAAAGAAUGUCGAAAGAAAUUGGGCGCAUCCAAAAUCACUGAUGAAUACAACCUCCAGCUGAAACAAUGCCGAGCUACAUGUGUUGAAAAUAAACGGAAACAAACCACUCCAAAAAAAAGCCAGUCUUAA